This is a messenger RNA of Adelges cooleyi (spruce gall adelgid), 1218 nucleotides long. RefSeq lists its product as uncharacterized. The transcript has 12 exons. NCBI's taxonomy places the organism in Eukaryota, Metazoa, Arthropoda, Insecta, Hemiptera, Adelgidae. The record is from RefSeq and is a predicted model, not a curated record. The coding region runs from base 390 to 1124 and encodes 244 amino acids.
CUUAUACUUAUCACACUUAGUGCGCUUGCACUAAUUCCUAAAAUUAUUACGAAUAUCACCGAUGGAAUACCAUAUAAAGCCAAUAAAAUAUUCUUAAAAUCUAUAGUGCAAACAUUAGUUUUACGAGUAAUGUUAAAAACCAAUAUAAUAAAAAAAAACUCCUCGUCAAAAAUGAUACGUUAUCGUGUUUAAAAAAAUAACAGCUAUGUAAAUAAAUUAACAUAGAUACCGUGUUCAUUAUACAGUUUCGAAUUUUACCUACAGUUUCGAUCGUCAUAAAAAUCUAUCCACAAGUCACGAGAAAAUCACUUAAAAACAGUUCGUUUCGUUUUAAUAUUUUUAGGCGAGUAGCACAGUAUCAACAAAACGUCAAAUAUUUGUAAAUAAAAAUGAAGCUCUGCUGCAUUUUAUUAAUAUCAUUUGCCUUAAAAAAUGUUUUUGCGCCAACAUUUUUAAGAAUUGAUUUUAAAAGGCAGAUUAUCCUAACAAAUGAUUAUAUCUAUCAGGCCGCUAGUAAAAAUAAAUUGCAUACUGUUGUCAAAAAUAUUGUGUGUGGACCAUCAUCUGUUGAGGAUGUUGCUAUUAUGUUGGCUGUACCAGAACUUGCACACACUCGUUAUUUAGGACAAUGCAUAAAUCGAGAAACUAGUAUUGGAACAGAACUAAACAUAGUAUUACCAUUACAUAUUCCUGAUAUUUCUGACGACGUUGCUCAACGCUUUGAACUUGAAACGCUUGGGAAGAUACGAAGAAAUCAAACUAAAAAGGCUAUAAAAACUUUAAUCAUCAGUGCGAUAAAAUUAUCAGUAGAAAACGCUUACCUUUUGGUGAACUAUUAUAGGAUUAUUUCGAUGUAUAGUGGAAACGAACCGGAUAUCGAUUUCCCCAUUCUGUGUCGCUUCAUCGCAUUGUUCAGAUGUACAGUCUACCAUAGUACUGAAUUAUAUACAAAAAAAGUUACUGUUGACAAUAAUGAUACCUGCACCAUCAUUACUGUACGCACUGUUGCCAAAUAUAAAAUCUUAGAGAACGAAAUUUGGCAAGUAAACUUUAUAAAUUCUCAAAAAAUACAAAAACUUAGUGAGGAGUUAGAUAUCAUCAUAAUGGACGAAACGGUUCAAUAGUUAAGCUGAUUUAAAACUAUAUUAAAGUGCACUUAUAUUCAAAUUGACAAUUGAUUGUUUGUAUUUUGUAAUAAACAAUUUUCAGCAUUUUAAA